AUGGCAGAUUUUGAGACACUGGUGAGACAGGCAGAGACCCUAGGACUCUCAGGUGAUGCUCUGUCCGAUUAUGUCAUGUUCAGUGAUGAUACUGUGAGACCUAGCUUACCUGUGUUUCAUGAUAGUGAAGAUAUUUCUUUGUAUUUGAUAAGGUUUGAAAGAGUGGCUGAUCUUUUGAAUAUGAAGAAGGAAAGUUAUGCCGUCAGUGUGGACUUCCGCUCUGCUAAAAUUAAACCAGACCAGCUAAAGUCUUGCGUUUCCCCAGAUAUCUGUAUGUUUAAGAAAGAGAACAGCGCCUCUACUCUUGAUGAAGCUGUGAGGUUUGCAGACACUUGGGCUUCCGCCCAUGUAUCUUACCCGAAAUCGAACACCUGUCUCCACAGAGGUAAGAGGAUGGUUCAAACCAAACAGAUGGUUCCAGAGGAAGCAGAGGUGAAAGCUCCGCGACCUAAAGUAACAUGUCAUGGCUGUGGGAAAGUCGGGCACAUCAAACCACGUUGCCCUAAAAACCCUUUUGCUUUCAAGCAACAAUCUAGUUAUACCGUCGAUUUUUCUUAUGAUGACAACUCUCCUCGUAAAUUCUUAACUUCAGGCACCAUCAAUGGUUCUUGGGUUUCAACUGUCCUCCGAGAUUCCGGUUGUUCUUGCGUUAUUGUUGCUGAACAGUUACUCCCGGAUUUUGAUCUGACAUGUCAGUGGACUAGAGUUUUUGAUUAUCUUGGGCAUACAGACACUUUCCCUCUAGUCAAAUGUUUCAUUCGAUGCCCAUAUUAUGUUGGAUGGGUUAAAGCUGUAAGGGCACCAAUCAAAUUUUGCUCUGUAUUAAUUGGGAAUAUUCCAGAUGUAAGAGAUCAUAGUGACCCUGAUGCUAUUUCUAAUAAAUCUACUAGCAGUUCAGCUGUGUCUGACCAUAUUGAGACUAUACCACGUACUGUAGCUGUUGCAAGAACGACUAAUGUUACUGAUGAAUAUGUUCAAGCAGUUGAAACUAGAUCAGGGAAAAUUAAGAGAGUCCAUCCUCUCUUAUUACCAAAGUUAGAACCUCUCAAUAUCACACCUUCUGAAUUCGUCAAACUCCAGUCAUCUUGUCCAUCUUUGUCAGGUAUCAGGUGCAAGGCUAAUGCUGGGGAAACGGAAAACAUGCGCGAUGGCUCAUUGUAUAAAUACGAGGCAAUGAAUGGUUUGAUCUACCGUUCUUGUGUGAAUUCCAGAUUCUGUAAAAGGGUUGGUAAAUCUUCUCUGGUUGUACCUGCUGAUUUCCGGAAGAUAAUUCUCAGUCUGGCACAUGAAAGUCCACUUGAAGGCCACAUCUCGCACCGUAAGACAGAAAUUAAAGUAAGGGAACAAUUUUAUUGGCCUGGAAUGGGUGCUGAUAUCAAAGACUACUGUAGAUUUUGUGAGAAGUGCCAGAAAAUGUCCAGUAAAGGCAGGAUAAAGCCAGCCCCAUUGCUGCCAAUACCUAUUGUGACUGAACCUUUUUCUUGCGUCGCGACUGAUAUUGUUGGACCAUUAACUCCUGCAUCUUCCCAGGGUCAUAAAUACAUCUUAACAUUAAUUGAUUUUGCCACCGGGUUCCCUGAUGCUCACCCGUUAAAAGAUAUUGAUUCGGUGUCUGUAGCUGAGGCUUUACUAAUGAUUUUCUCUCGAGUAGGCAUUCCUAGGGAGAUACUCUCAGACAGAGGCACACAGUUUACUUCCAAAUUAAUGGGUGAACUCCACAAGUUACUUGGUAUAAAGCCCCUUUUCACAACUCCUUACCACCCGAGUUGUAAUGCAAUACCGCUGAGCGAGACGAGAGGCCCCGAAAACCAGGAUAGCUCCUGUGGCACAAGGCUUGGGUUUGGGUCUAUUGCUGCUGUGUCUGAAAAGAGGUCCGAGCUGGUCAAAGUCCUCGCACACGAGUAA
This is a messenger RNA of Penaeus indicus, 1905 nucleotides long. RefSeq lists its product as uncharacterized. Gene Ontology annotation, biological process: DNA integration. The record is from RefSeq and is a predicted model, not a curated record. The transcript has 5 exons. Gene Ontology annotation, molecular function: zinc ion binding; nucleic acid binding. The coding region runs from base 1 to 1905 and encodes 634 amino acids. Lineage: Eukaryota; Metazoa; Arthropoda; Malacostraca; Decapoda; Penaeidae.